AUGCACCUUUGUCGGCACUCUCAAGUAGGACACAAAUUCCCAAUCACAGAAGAUUAAAUAGAGUUAAGUAAGAUGACGAUGGCGGAGCAAGCACUGGACUAUAUAACUAACACAUAUACUUCCAACAUAGAGGGCGUGCUUCGGUGAGAUAGUAUGGAGGGCGCGGACGGCGAAGACCUGUUUGAAUGGGAGGCGCUGUACUUGCGGCUGCCGGUGCGCAACUUGACCUGGAACAGCACGGACUGGGUGCCGGCCAGCUGGAAUGUGACCACUGCCAACGAUACCUGGUGGGACGCCGCCGCGCCCUUCGAUACGCCCGCCGCAGUUCUGCGUGCGGCAGUUAAGGCCGUAGUCCUCGGCUUAUUGAUUCUAGCCACUGUAAUCGGUAACGUAUUCGUGAUAGCAGCUAUACUUUUGGAAAGACACCUGCGGAGCGCCGCCAACCAACUGAUUCUGUCUCUGGCUGUCGCCGAUCUACUGGUGGCAUGUCUAGUGAUGCCCCUCGGCGCAGUGUACGAGGUGGCGCAGCGCUGGACUCUGGGCCCCGAGCUCUGCGACAUGUGGACCUCGGGAGACGUGCUCUGCUGCACCGCUUCUAUUUUACAUCUAGUCGCCAUCGCGUUGGAUAGGUACUGGGCUGUGACAAAUAUUGACUAUAUCCACGCGCGAACCGCUCGCCGUGUAGGCUUGAUGAUCUUAUGCGUUUGGAUCGUGAGCUUCCUGGUGUGCAUCGCACCUCUGCUGGGUUGGAAAGAUCCUGAUUGGAACCGGCGCGUCGCCGAGGACAUGCGCUGUGUCGUCAGCCAAGACGUAGGGUACCAAAUAUUUGCGACAGCUUCAUCGUUCUACGUACCAGUGCUGGUUAUAUUGAUUUUGUAUUGGAGAAUAUAUCAAACUGCCAGAAAAAGAAUACGAAGGAGACGCGGCGCGACCGCACGGGGCGGUGUCGGGCCUCCGCCGGUACCUGCGGGCGGCGCCCUGGUGGCUGCAGGCGGUAGCGGCGGGAUUGCCGCCGCUGUGGUGGCCGUCAUAGGCCGCCCCUUACCGACCAUAUCGGAAACCACCACCACUGGAUUUACGAAUGUUUCAUCGAACAAUACGAGCCCAGAGAAGCAAUCCUGUGCCAAUGGUCUGGAGGCGGAUCCGCCGACGACCGGAUACGGCGCCGUGGCGGCUGCCUACUACCCGAGUUUGGUGCGACGUAAACCAAAGGAAGCCGUCGAUUCGAAACGAGAAAGGAAAGCGGCGAAGACAUUAGCAAUAAUAACCGGUGCGUUUGUAGCGUGUUGGCUUCCAUUCUUUGUGCUAGCAAUAUUAGUUCCGACGUGUGAUUGUGAAGUUAGUCCCGUAUUGACGUCAUUUUCCUUAUGGUUAGGCUAUUUUAAUUCAACUUUGAACCCAGUGAUCUACACGGUGUUCAGUCCGGAGUUCCGGCACGCGUUCCAGCGGCUGCUGUGCGGGCGGCGUGGACGCCGGCGUCGACCGCCGCCUUAGCCUUCGCUCCCCCUCCACCCCUACUUCCCCACCUCCUCCAGGCGACUGACCUCAUGUAGCUUGAUACACAUUGUGUUACCUCGUUACA
Messenger RNA from Papilio polytes (common Mormon), 1582 nucleotides. It is a transcript of the gene Ser-4, whose product is annotated as 5-hydroxytryptamine receptor. The transcript has 5 exons. The coding region runs from base 154 to 1494 and encodes 446 amino acids. Gene Ontology annotation, biological process: adenylate cyclase-activating adrenergic receptor signaling pathway. Gene Ontology annotation, cellular component: membrane. NCBI's taxonomy places the organism in Eukaryota, Metazoa, Arthropoda, Insecta, Lepidoptera, Papilionidae. Gene Ontology annotation, molecular function: G protein-coupled amine receptor activity. The record is from RefSeq and is a predicted model, not a curated record.